AUGAGCUCUCGCGAUAUCCCUCCACCCCGUCGCAAGUCUUGCGAGGCAUGUAGAGCAGCCAAGCGCCGCUGCAGUCUGGCUCUGCCGACCUGUUUUCGAUGCUCGCAGCGGGGCCUCGCCUGCGUCUAUCCGGGGCUGCCACCCGACCAGAUUCCGGAGCUGCUAGCUCUGCUGGACCAACCUGAGAGGCCGAAAGAGUUUAGCUUUGAUGCUCCAGUGCUUGAUCUGCCUGUAGAAACAGCCCAGCCCUCGCCACUGCAAUACCAGCCCCAGGGCAAUGCUGCGGCUGUCUAUUUCCACGAGCAGCAAGGAAUGACGCAUGUACGGACCAGCAAUCCCGUUCUUCUGUCUGCUUUGAUGUCCUCACGGUUUGAAUACCCGGUCAAUACCCUGAAGGAUGUACCGCGGAUGAUGGUCGUGGAGAACCAGACCCCUUGGUCCCAUCCUGAGUUGUACCGCGACGGAAUGCCCAAAGUCAUGCAGGGAUCAGACGCCUACGCCUGCUGUGCUCUGUAUAUCACCAAGAACCGCAUCAAUGGCCCCAUGAUAACCUCGCACAUCCACUCUCGACACCAAGAGCUCGCUCUCUCCCCCUUACCAACCUCACCAACAGACUUGCUUUCACACGUCCACGCCCUCAUCCUCUACCAGAUCAUGCACCUCUUCGACGCAGACAUCAACGCCGCCGACACCUCCGCCACCAUCGACAUCCUCUCCAUCUCUGCUCUCGAAUCCGCCACCUCCCUCCUCUUCAACAGCACCCACUUCCCACACACGCAGCAACCCCCUGCAACGCUCCCCCCAAGCACAACGCAUUUCUGGAAACUCUGGGUCCUCGAAGAAUCCGCCCGCCGCAGCAUCAUCGUCGCCCUAUUCCUCAUCCAAGUCCUGCGCGUCUUCCGCGGCGACACCGACAUCCGCUGCGACGGCAAACUCGGCGUGCUGCACUCGUGGUUUUUCUCCGCACAUUUAUGGAGUGCCUCCUCGGUCUACGAGUUUGCCACAGCCUGGACAGAGAAAAGACAUUUCAUCGUGCAUAAUGCAAACUUUAAUCAGGUAUUGCAGGAAGCGCAGCCGAACGAUGUGGAUGUUCUAGGCAAGAUGUUGCUUGUUACGAGUCGGGGGGUGGAUGUUAUCCGGGACUGGUUUUUUAGGAGGGGGGCGAUUUUGUAG
Messenger RNA from Aspergillus versicolor CBS 583.65, 1173 nucleotides. Its product is annotated as Zn(II)2Cys6 transcription factor domain-containing protein. The transcript has 2 exons. Gene Ontology annotation, biological process: regulation of DNA-templated transcription. The record is from RefSeq and is a predicted model, not a curated record. Gene Ontology annotation, molecular function: zinc ion binding; DNA-binding transcription factor activity, RNA polymerase II-specific. Bases 1 to 1173 code for a protein of 390 amino acids. NCBI's taxonomy places the organism in Eukaryota, Fungi, Ascomycota, Eurotiomycetes, Eurotiales, Aspergillaceae.